Messenger RNA from Bicyclus anynana (squinting bush brown), 3570 nucleotides. RefSeq names its product ras-related and estrogen-regulated growth inhibitor-like protein. The record is from RefSeq and is a predicted model, not a curated record. The coding region runs from base 249 to 953 and encodes 234 amino acids. Gene Ontology annotation, molecular function: GTP binding; GTPase activity. The transcript is spliced from 7 exons. NCBI's taxonomy places the organism in Eukaryota, Metazoa, Arthropoda, Insecta, Lepidoptera, Nymphalidae.
UCGUUCUGGUUACUCGUUACCGCGUGAACGGAGCGCUUUUACCCACGUUUCUGUAAUCAAAUCAAUUUUUCAUACAGCGUUUUUUGUAUACAGACUAGAAGUAGUUAUCAAUGAACUAUAAACUGUUGUUUUACUGUGUUUUGUGCUAAGACUGUUCGUACUGGUGCUGGCUAGAACAUAGUUUACCUGAAACUGAAAGCUCAGGUUGCAUUUUCCAUAAAUUGACAGGUGAAGAAGAGGUCUCAGUCAUGAGGGAUGAGCGCGCCAGUCCCCCGCGAGUGCGCGUCGCCGUCAUUGGCAGCUCCCGCGUUGGCAAGUCCGCUCUCAUCGUGAGGUAUCUUACAAGGAGAUACAUUGGCGAAUACCAUUCAAAUACAGAUCUCCUAUACCGACAAACUGUGCCAAUAAACGGCACUCCAGUGGAGUUGGAAGUGAUAGACGUAUCUGGCUCCAACGCUGACAAGUUUCCGGCAGAACAGAUCCAAUGGGCUGAUGCGUGCCUACUUGUGUACUCGGUGACUGAUAGGAGUAGCUUCGAAUACGCGCAAGAAAUUCUGGACACACUGAAAAGGGCACCUUCACACGGCAGCCCCGCACACGGACCCACUGCUGCGUCUACAGGAAUGCCCCUAGCUUUGUUAGGAAACAAAACAGACUUGGAUCAUCUGAGACAGGUGCCCACAAAAGAGGGUCAAGCGACAAGCGCAGCGCACGGCGCGUCGUUCAGCGAAGCGAGCUUAGCCGACAACUCGGGCGACCUCUACCGGUGCGUCGACCGCUUGCUCGCCGAGGUCCGCACGCCGCAGAGAACGAGAAAGUUCUCUGUCACGAAGAUGCUGGGAUCUCUAAUAGGUGGAGCAAACAACAACAGCCAUUCAACCCGCGGGUCGGUGGUGGCAUGCCCCCGAGUGCCGGCGCCCGCGCGGCCCCCGCUGGCCGCCGCCGCGCCCUGACCGGAGCCCCAGCCGGCGCACCGAACGCGCUGACGCCUCACAGGCGCCGCCUGCCUCGUCUGCCUGCCAGUACCGGCGCGGUUCCUCUCACCCACACCACUGUCUACGAACUAAAGUGAUUCAUAGUGCUAUGCAAACGGAACAGACAUAUAUGACAUAUACACUAUAGAUAUAAGUUGGUGUUUAUGGGUAAACUUCAUAAUGAUAUGCAAUGUUCUGGUAUUUGUUUGAGCAGAAUUAUCAAAAACAAUAUUUCGGUUUAUUUCGAAUUGUGUGCUGUGGAGUGGAUUUGUCAACGCACUUUCUGCUAACAAAAGCGCUGUGUUGUAGAAAUACUGAAUACAUUUGUGUGUGUAAACUUCAUAUUGAUAUGCAAAUACAAUGCUCUAUAUGUGUAUUGCUUGUUCGAUCAGACGUAAGUCGCAUAAACACUGUUGUUUGGUUUUUCAGAUCGAUCGGUUGAAACAGCGUCUUAUGGAAAGUGAAUUUUGUGGCACCUACUUUACAUGAUCUAGAAAUUAUUCAUUGCAUUUUCGUAUAUCUCUUAUCAUGACGUACUAAUAAGUAAUCAUAUUAUAAUAGGGAAGAUAUUUUAGAACCUAUUGUUAAGCUGUCUAUACUUUUUGUAUGAAGAAGGUAUCUUAUUAUUAUUUUUUAAUUAAUAAUUAUGAUGAUGUUGCCAAAAUCUGAUUGCCUUUGAAAGUGCGUAAAACGGCAAAUAUGUAAAAUAAAUGAACUUUUUAGUUCCAAUUUCCAAAUAAAUGUAAGUUAAGAUAUGUAUAUGGAAUGUCUAUAAAAAUCUCAAAGGUGCUCGAUAGGUAAAUGGUAUACGAAGUGAUUUUUAUAACGUUUUCUUUUAAAACCUGAGACGAGACAACGUCAUGAAAUUAUUUAUAUUUGCUGUAUAUAAAAUAAAAAUAUCACUUUGUAUCAGGGAAAUAAGGUGGAAAGUUUUAUAAGCUUUAAAAGGACAAAAUCGUAGAUCGUACAAACAUUGCACUAACAUGCAAUAUAUUAAAUUUCUGAUUAAGUAUAUAUCUACCUGACGAUGUAUUAAAUACACUUUACGAUAUAUAAAUAUAACAUUAGUAGUUAUAUAUCGUAAAACCAAUCGUUAAAAAUUAAAAUAUACAUACACGCAGUAUCUGUUGGAUGGGAAUUAUAGACAAUAACGAUAUCUCAGAGUCAUCGUUGGAGUAUACCUGAGUAUAAUAUACAUGCGUAUAUUAUAUAUAUGACGGACGUGCCAAAGAUAUGUUGAAAUUUUAAGUUCUAUAGAUAUAUUAUCCUAUAGGUAAUUAUACUUGCAAUUAUAGAAAAAAAAAUUUAUUUUGCACAACAUUUAAUGGAUGUGUAAGUAAAAAAAUAUUCAAAAUAGUAUAUUUUAAUGUUACAGGUUACAAAGAAAUAUUGAUGUUGCAAUUUACAUAAACGUAAUUAAUAUAGUUAAAAGCAUUUAAUAGAUAUAAAAUGUCAUAAGUCUUUGUGUCCCAUAUAUUUCCCUACAUAAAAAAUUACAGUUUACGAAAAAUACUCUGUUUUAAAUCAAAAUUGUAUUUCUGUUAAUGUGUAUUAAUCCCUAGAUAAUCUAUAAUCAUAACUUGCCUCUCGGAAAUGGCAUGUAAAAUAACCUGAAAAUGCUGACUUUUUGUAGAGUUGAUAGAAUUUCUGAAGAUUAAUUAUCUUGAUUAUUUACGAAAAAUUAUUUUUAUCAAAAACGAAAUGCUAAUGUUAUAACAAUAAUAAUAAUAGUAUUCUUUAAUAUAUAUGUUAAAAUAUAAAUCUUCUCAAACUUGUUGUUUAAACGUGCUUCUUGGGCCUAAUUACUAUUACUAUAUAUAUAAUAUUAUGUAUUAAUUUAUACAAAUAGGUACAGCAUGAUAGGCUGUUCUGCGUAUUAUGUAGCGAAAUUUUCUUACAAAACUUUUCUACUUUUCUACAGUAUUAUUAUUCUAAGAUUAGGUUUAAUCUGAUUAACUAUGUAUGUUCAAUUAGGCCAGUCGUACAAUCUCGAAUAUACACAUUUCUAAAGAACCAAUUUUAUAGAAAUAUAUAAUAUUUCCCGUUAAUACCCUUGCUAAUGUAUUAUUUUAAUCAGGGCUGUAGCUACCACCGUAUCAAUGAUACCCCUAAAAUUAGUAAAAUUUAAUCCACUAUCUCUCUUAAUCUGGUGCUUCCUGGAGAAAAAUCCCUAAAAUCUCUUUAACAGUUAAGAGAUUUUCGGGAUUUGGGCCUCCUGAUUAAUUUUGAUACAAGGCAAGCUACGCCCGUGGUUCUAUCAUACAUAAUCAUCUCAAAACAUACUUAUACUUACGAGUUCGAGUAUAUACCAAAACGUAAAUAAAAAAUAAGUAACAUGACCAAACAGCGAAACGGCGUGCAUGCCAGCUGGCCUAUUUCCUUUUUUGCCCUUUAUUAUCAACCCAUCAAAAUAAAAAACAAAUCAAUUGACAAAUAAUCCAAAUACUAGGAUACAAAUUACAAAUGUUAUCUGGUGCUUAUGGUGGAUAUCAUGUAGUAUGUAGAUGACACUUUGUUGUCCACUUCAAUAAGUUGAUAAUAAAGACCAAAAUAGUGAAUAGGCCAGCUGAAGCAUUGGACGUUUUCCGCAAUUUUU